This is a messenger RNA of Crotalus tigris (Tiger rattlesnake), 3647 nucleotides long. Its product is annotated as DNA-directed RNA polymerases I and III subunit RPAC2-like. The coding region runs from base 111 to 455 and encodes 114 amino acids. The record is from RefSeq and is a predicted model, not a curated record. Gene Ontology annotation, biological process: DNA-templated transcription. The transcript is spliced from 6 exons. Gene Ontology annotation, molecular function: protein dimerization activity; DNA-directed RNA polymerase activity. Gene Ontology annotation, cellular component: RNA polymerase I complex; RNA polymerase III complex. Lineage: Eukaryota; Metazoa; Chordata; Lepidosauria; Squamata; Viperidae.
GAGGAAGUCAGGAGACUGCGCCUGGGAGGGGCGUUUGACCCCUUCAGCGGCUCCCUGGCUUGGAGAUUGCGGCUCCCGGCAUCCCCUGCGCCCCUGCGCAUGCGGGAGAGAUGGGGGACGAAGAGGAGAAGCAGCAGCCGCGCGUGCUGCAGAUGGUACGAGCUGAGGGGUCGGAUAAGACCUGUGUCACAUUUGUGCUCAACAAUGAGGACCACACCCUCGGCAAUUCUUUGAGAUACAUGAUUAUGAAAAACCCUGAAAUUGAGUUUUGUGGUUAUAGCAUCACUCAUCCCUCAGAAAGCAAAAUCAACUUCCGCAUCCAGACCAGAGGGGGUCUACCUGCUAUAGAUGCCUUCCAGAAAGGACUAGAAGACCUCACGGGCGUCUGUCAGCAUGUGCUUAGCACAUUCGAGGCAAGUGUAGAAGAAUACAAGAAUGAUGUGAGAAUGCAAUAGCCUGCGUGACAGAAUCUUCAUUCUCCCUUUAGUGGUUUAAUGCCUCUUUUCGUCAGGAAGUGCUGAGAAUUCUACGUUAAUACUGCAGGAUUUGUAUCAACGGUGGUAACUCUUCAAGAUGUCAGGUUUGUGAUUGGCCCAAAGUGUAUCUUUUCACCUGACCAGCUGAAUCUGAAAUCUCUUUUUAAAGCUAUCACAAUAGCUGCGUAUGAUGUUCUCCUCAGAACCACUGGGGGCCUGAGGUGCCCAUAUAAAUAAAAAAAAGGUAUCUGAAGGACAUCCAGCUGGGGAAGACUUCUUGUGGACUAGCUUCUGACAGUGGGGACAUCUAAGAUCAUGGGGAUGGUCGUUCCACUCUCUUCUGCACUGAAAUAUGUUUCCUGUUUUGGUUGCCAUAAUACAAGAAGAAUGUUGAGAGUGUUUAGAGAAGAACAAAAAAGGUAACGAGGGACAAUCCUACAAAGAACGGUUCAGAGAAAUAAGUACAGGUAGUCCACGACUUAACGGCCGCAAUUGAACCCAAAAUUUCUUGUUCCUAAGUGAGACAUUUGUUAAAUGAUUUUUUCUUUGAAGACAUUUUGCUUUUCAUCCAAGAAGCUUCUUCAGCUUCUUCAACUCUGAAAUCUGGGCACUCCAGCACUGGAGGUUUUUAAGAAGAUACUAGAUAGUCACUUAUCUGGAAUGUAUAGGUUCUCCUGCUUGAGCAGGGAGCUAGAGUAGAAGACUUCAAAGGCCCCUUCCUAUUCUACUCUACUCUACUCUAAAAACAAGAAAGUCCAGUUGCCUUUUGAAAAAGCACUUUUGAGACAACCAUGAUUUGGAUGACUGAGACUCGCUAUAAAUAUUUGCGUAAAUCUUUACCUUAAUUCCUUGCCUCAGUCUUUCAUUUGUAAGCGGUUUUGGUUUGCAUUGAAUAAAUAAUACAAGGUUUUUCCAUGCCAAAGUGUACAACUGAACAAAAAGCAAGGGAGUUUUCUCUCAAAGGUUCAGAUGCUGUUGCUAAUUGUGUUCUUUCCAGGCUGUUGAUAGCUAUGCUGCUUCUAAUCUAUUGAUUGAAUCAUUUCAGCUACAAUUGUAGACCUGAGAUCAGUUAGAACAAAUGUUGCCAUCACUAAUACCUGCAACCUUUUAAAGCAGUAUUUUAUUCAGAAAAAAGAAAUGACCGUUAUUUUAGUCCACAUUAAACACACAUUAUGGUUUACAUAGACUGUCAAAAAAUCCUAAAUCAUAAUAUUAUAUUGAGAUUAUUACAAAUUCUUUAGAGGCUACUUGAGUUCGAAGAAGAGAGCACGGUUGCUAUUGUUUGGAUCAGCUGGAAUUUAGGAAUAUUUUGAUUCAAAAUUAAAUCUCUCUUGGCUUGCCAAACAGAUGGCCUCUGUGCUAGGUGGGAAUUUCAGAUGUUGAAAUCUGGAAGGUUGUGGAAAGCUACUCUAGUAGAGGCCUAAAGCUAAUUUAACACUACAGGUAGUGCUCAAUGUAUGACAACUUGUUUAAGAACUGUUUAAAGUUUUGAUAGUGUCAGAAAAAGCAACUUGCAACCCUCCUCAAAGUUACGAAUGUCGCGGUCACCUGAUCACAAUUUAGGCACUUGGCCACUGGCUCACAUUCAUAAUGGCUGCAGCGUUUUGCAGUCCCGCGAUCACAAAUUCUGCCCUUCCAAGCUGGCUUCUGACAAAAUCAUUUGGGGAACCUGGAUUUGCUUAAUUGUGAUUCCCUUAAUGAUGAUAUGAUUCACUUUAACAACCAUAGUAAAUUGGUGGUUGUAUUGGUCCAGCCACGUCACUGACUUCUCCAACCACAUUGCUUAGUGCAAAAGUCUGGUCCCAACCGUUGUAAGUUGUAAGGACUUAUGUCUAUGAAGUUUAGCCUGAAGGAAAGAAAAUAAACUUGAUGGGAACUAUUCCCACUAAAUGGAUCUGGGAUUAUCAUUUCAGUUUUUUAUCAGUAAAAUAUUUAAUUCACUUCCUGACAUGAGGAACAUAAUGAGAGCAAAGCUGCCUGUAUAAAGAGGGUAGGGGUGAGGGAUAAAGAUAGAAAUAUUAGCAAGAUCCAAAACAGAAGCAACCUUUCAGGAUUUGCUUUUGUAUCCUAAGCAAAGAAAUCUUUCUAAAUAGGAGAAUAUAACACAUACAAUGAGCUAAUAGGUUGGCAACAUACUAGAACAGGGGUCCCCAAUCUGUGGGUCAUGAAGGGUUUAUAACGGCCCUGGAAACGGCCAGCAAGCAUGCACACGCAUCCUUGCGUGAGCAGUAGGCCAGCGCAUGUACGUACUCCAUUUGCGUGAGUUGCAGGUGUGCAUGCAUGCCGAUUGCAGAAGCUACAUGCAUGUGUGUUUGUCGGCCACUUGCUGGUCCACAAAGCUGGAAAUGUUGGGGAACUCUGUACUAGAAUGUCUGCACAAAGGGAUUGGGACAUAUAUAUAUACAUAUAUACAUACAUGUUUCUGGCGUGGUAAAAAGUGGUAAAAUCUUGCAAUGUUGCUUUCAAGAUUUAUGACAUUUGGGGGCAGAGACGCUCUUUGUCAAACAGAACUUUUAUUUCGAUUUGGUGUCAUCUUGUUCUUGAGAGAGUUGACUAGGUUCAUGAACUAUGUUGAAAGCUUGUGGCUCACUCUGAUGGAUAACUCCACCCAUGUUGUUGAUGGUUUUGUUAACUUGGAUUCUAGCAAAACAAGAUUCCACCAACUAUUAGUGAGUCGGACAUGCAUUUGGAUUUAUAUGAGACUUGCUCCAGAUCUUCAGCUUCAUGGGUAAUGUGUUUUUCUAGGUCAUCUCAAGUUUAUUAUCCUCUAGAACAGUAAAAUAAAGUCCCAGUAUUUCUUGUAGGGUCUAUUUCCUGACAUGACCUAAACUGGACAGGUUAUUAUCAACCUUGAAAGCCAGAAAGAGUUUCUCUCCCUCUUAUGACAUAGCCAAUCAAGGCAGGUCAAUCUUGAAUUGCAUUAUCACAGCCUCUUGUUUUUCUGGGUCAAGCUGAUGUUUUCGUAACAGUUGUUGCACGCCUUCUCCAAGGUUAUUGUCCACACAAACCUCUGCACCUAAUGAUCAUGCUACUCUGCAAUUUUAGGUGUUAACAAUAACUUUCUCCAAGGUUAUUGUCCACCUGUUAUGGAUCUUCCUACAUUUUGUCCCCACUACAAGAACUGUGUAAAGUAGGUUAAGCUGAUAUAGAAUAGAAUAGAAGAGAAUAGAA